Messenger RNA from Knipowitschia caucasica, 4347 nucleotides. The record is from the annotation of a GenBank genome assembly. NCBI's taxonomy places the organism in Eukaryota, Metazoa, Chordata, Actinopteri, Gobiiformes, Gobiidae.
AUGGACGAGUUGGAAGAGCCCGAGGAAAGCCCACCCUCCUCCCCUCCCCCUCAGGGCCCACCCUCCUCCCCUCCCCCUCAGGGCCCACCCUCUCCCCUCCUCCCCCCUCCUCAGGGCCCACCCUCUCCCCUCCUCCCCCCUCCUCAGGGCCCACCCUCUCCCCUCCUCCCCUCCCCCUCAGGGCCCACCCUCUCCCCUCCUCCCCCCUCCUCAGGGCCCACCCUCUCCCCUCCUCCCCUCCCCCUCAGGGCCCACCCUCUCCCCUCCUCCCCCCUCCUCAGGGCCCACCCUCUCCCCUCCUCCCCCUCCCCCUCAGGGCCCACCCUCUCCCCUCCUCCCCCCUCCUCAGGGCCCACCCUCUCCCCUCCUCUCCGGGAGUGCUGUGAAUCACAAUGUGUGAAGGUUUUGGCUCAGGCCGUGAGAGCUGCGGCCCGUGGCGGCGUCAGAAUCGAACGCACCCGUGUCUUCUUCAGACGAAGCCACUCAAGUUUGUCUGAAGUUGUGAAAAGUUGUCAACCCGAAAAAGACUUCCGAAACUCCUCCCGUCUUCAAAUAAUGAGCAGGGGAAAUGGCCGCUGCGGAGUCCGGCGCUGGCUUCAACCAGAAGCGAAACUCACAAGUAAGUUUGGACUGAGAUCCGUGACCUGUGGUGUUGGUGGGACUGUGGCCGGUGCUGAGGCCGGUGCUGUGGACCGUGCUGGCCUCUCAGACCGCUCUGUGGUUGUUGAUCUUCUCCGGGAGCACAUGUCAUUGGGGUGGGACAUAGUGGGACAGGGGCAGGCCAAAUACUGUGUGGGAGGGAGAUGGGAGGGUAACGGGGGAGGGGAAGGCGAGCCCGCCGCUUCUGUGGAAAGGUCCCACCCUGAGUCUGCACCGCACAGGGCAGGCUCAGGAGUCUGCACCGCACACACAGGGCAGGCUCAGGAGUCUGCACCGCACAGGACAGGCUCAGGAGUCUGCACCGCACAGGGCAGGCUCAGGAGUCUGCACCGCACAGGACAGGCUCAGGAGUCUGCACCGCACACACAGGGCAGGCUCAGGAGUCUGCACCGCACACACAGGACAGGCUCAGGAGUCUGCACCGCACACACAGGGCAGGCUCAGGAGUCUGCACCGCACACACAGGACAGGCUCAGGAGUCUGCACCACACACACAGGACAGGCUCGGGAGUCUGCACCACACACACAGGACAGGCUCAGGAGUCUGCACCGCACACACAGGGCAGGCUCAGGAGUCUGCACCGCACAGGACAGGCUCAGGAGUCUGCACCGCACAGGACAGGCUCAGGAGUCUGCACCGCACAGGACAGGCUCGGGAGUCUGCACCGCACACACAGGACAGGCUCGGGAGUCUGCACCACACACACAGGACAGGCUCGGGAGUCUGCACCACACACACAGGACAGGCUCAGGAUUCUGCACCACACAGGACAGGCUCGGGAGUCUGCACCGCACACACAGGGCAGGCUCAGGAGUCUGCACCGCACAGGACAGGCUCAGGAGUCUGCACCGCACAGGGCAGGCUCAGGAGUCUGCACCGCACAGGACAGGCUCAGGAGUCUGCACCGCACACACAGGGCAGGCUCAGGAGUCUGCACCGCACACACAGGACAGGCUCGGGAGUCUGCACCACACACACAGGACAGGCUCAGGAGUCUGCACCGCACACACAGGGCAGGCUCAGGAGUCUGCACCGCACAGGACAGGCUCAGGAGUCUGCACCGCACAGGACAGGCUCAGGAGUCUGCACCGCACAGGACAGGCUCGGGAGUCUGCACCGCACACACAGGACAGGCUCGGGAGUCUGCACCACACACACAGGACAGGCUCGGGAGUCUGCACCACACACACAGGACAGGCUCAGGAUUCUGCACCACACAGGACAGGCUCGGGAGUCUGCACCGCACAGGACAGGCUCGGGAGUCUGCACCGCACAGGACAGGCUCAGGAGUCUGCACCGCACACACAGGACAGGCUCGGGAGUCUGCACCGCACACACAGGGCAGGCUCAGGAGUCUGCACCGCACAGGACAGGCUCGGGAGUCUGCACCGCACAGGACAGGCUCAGGAGUCUGCACCGCACACACAGGACAGGCUCAGGAGUCUGCACCGCACAGGACAGGCUCAGGAGUCUGCACCGCACAGGACAGGCUCAGGAGUCUGCACCGCACAGGACAGGCUCAGGAGUCUGCACCGCACACACAGGGCAGGCUCAGGAGUCUGCACCGCACAGGACAGGCUCAGGAGUCUGCACCGCACACACAGGGCAGGCUCAGGAGUCUGCACCACACACACAGGGCAGGCUCAGGAGUCUGCACCACACACACAGGACAGGCUCGGGAGUCUGCACCGCACACACAGGGCAGGCUCAGGAGUCUGCACCGCACAGGACAGGCUCAGGAGUCUGCACCGCACAGGACAGGCUCAGGAGUCUGCACCGCACACACAGGGCAGGCUCAGGAGAUUCUCAGCAGCCUUCUCCGCUCGCCUUGUUGGCCGCGACAUGCAGUCGACUCGACAACACUGGUAGUUCCUCUGAGCGUCCAGGCCUCUUCAGGCACCAGCACCGUCACCACAGACUCGGUGAUCGGAGACCCAGGAAAACUGCGACAGAGCAUGUCCUCGUCGGUGGCUGUGAGCUCUCAGCAGCCGCAGCAGCCGCAGCAGCUGCAGCAGCAGUAUGUGGUGGCUCAGGCGCCGUCAAUGCAGGGGCAGCAGAUCCUCACCACUUUAUCAGGAGUUAUGCCCAACAUCCAGUACCAGGUCAUUCCUCAGUUUCAGACGAUGGACGGCCAACCACUGCAGUUCACUCAAGCGCAGCAGGAUCCUGCGGUGUCUGCAGCCAGUGCAGCGCCGCAGUUUCAGAUUGUGUCGUCUCCAAACGGGCAGCAGAUCAUCGCUGCCACAAACCGAGCUGCAGGAGGAGGGAACAUCAUCACGAUGCCCAGUCUCCUCCAAGGAGCCAUUCCCAUUCAGAACAUCAGUCUGGGGAACGGCGUCCUCCAAAACCAGGCCCAGUUCUUGGCCAACAUGCCAGUCUCUCUGAACGGAAACAUUACUCUUUUACCCAUGAGCACCGGGACCACAGUAUCUGGAGACGUGAGCAGCACAGAGGCUGAGGGGACCCAGCUGCUGCAGCAGACUCAGGCCGUGUCCAACAGCGGCUUCAUGACCAGUGCUUCCACCACCACCACUCAGUCCACCGCUGCCUUUGGAAUCGCUCAGACUCAGAACACAAACGCCUUUCAGCAGAAUGCAGCUUCCAUUGGAGUGGCCAUCCAGCCUGACCACAGAGACGGACAGCAGACACAACAGAUUUUAAUCCAGCCGCAGCAGGUUCUUCAAGGAGCCACGUCUCUUCAGACCAUCCAGGCGAGCGCUCUGCCCAACGCUAACCAAGUGUUCGCUGCACCCACUCUGACCCAGGAAGGACUUCAGAACCUUCAGAUUAUGCCCAACACUGGCCCCAUCCUGCUCCGCACUGUUGGGCCUAACGGGCAGGUGAGCUGGCAGACCAUUCAGAUCCAAAGUCCCACAGGAGCUCAGAUCACACUGGCCCCAGUGCAGUCCAUCCCCCAGCUAGGCCAGACCCAGACCUCGUCAGCCGGACUGUCAGUGAACGCUGUUCAAAUCCCAGGCAUUCAAACCAUCAACCUCAACUCUCUGGGAAACUCGGGGCUGCAGAUGCACCAGCUACAAAGUCUCCCCAUCACCAUCACUAGUCAACCAGGGGAGCAGCAGCUGCACUCGAGCGCAGACGCUCUGAAUGACAGCACGAUGGUAGAUGAGAUGGACUCUCCGCCUCAGGGCAGACGGAACCGCAGAGAGGCCUGCACCUGCCCCUUCUGCAAAGACGGAGACAGCAGAGACUCGUCUAAAAAGAAGCAGCACAUUUGUCACAUUCCCGGCUGUGGAAAGAUCUACGGAAAAACGUCUCACCUCAGAGCGCACCUGCGCUGGCACACGGGGGAGCGGCCCUUCGCCUGCAGCUGGGCCUUCUGCGGGAAAAGGUUCACACGCUCCGACGAGCUGCAGCGCCACCGACGGACUCACACAGGUGAGAAGAGGUUUGAGUGUCCGGAGUGUCCGAAGCGCUUCAUGAGGAGUGACCACCUGUCCAAGCACAUAAAGACCCACUUAAAUAAGAAAGUGGCUUCAAACAACAUGGCGCUGGCAGAGUCCACGGAGGCGGCGUCCCCGGCGUCGGAGGCGGGGUCUGGGGUCGUGGUCUCCGGGGAUCACACUAUUGUUACCAUGGAGACGCUGUCGGCCGAGAGCAUCGCCCGGUUAGCUAGCAACGGCAUCAACAUGAUUAACUUUCCACAGCUCAACGGAAGCAGCUACUGA